Molecule: messenger RNA, 419 nt
Organism: Gracilinanus agilis (Agile Gracile Mouse Opossum)
Lineage: Eukaryota; Metazoa; Chordata; Mammalia; Didelphimorphia; Didelphidae
Gene: PRXL2B
Product: peroxiredoxin like 2B
Exons: 3
Source: RefSeq, a predicted model, not a curated record
CUCAAGUCUGUGUCAGCAGGGCAGCCUGGGGGCCGGGUACAUCCGGCCCGCUCCCAGCUGCGGUGGGAGCUUGAGCAAGGCACCCCUGGGGGGACCGAGAUGGGCACCCUGGACCUGGCCCGGGUGGGCGCUUGUGUGCUCAAGAACAUAGCGACUGGAGAGGCUGUGGAGCUGCGGAGCCUGUGGCAGGAGCGCACCUGCGUGGUCCUGGGGCUGCGGCGCUUCGGUUGCAUGGUGUGUCGCUGGAUUGCUCAGGAUCUGAGCAGCAUCAAGGACCUCCUGGACCAGCACGAGGUGCGCCUGGUGGGCAUCGCCCCGGAGACCCUCGGCCUGCAAGAGUUUCAGGAGGGAAAUUACUUUAAAGGAGAACUGUAUCUCGAUGAGAGUAAGCAGAGUUACAAGGAGCUGGGAUUUAAGAG